GGAAUUUGAAUAGAAUUAGAGCCUUAUUGGAAUUAAAUUAUGUAAUUCUGUUAAUUCGUAUUGCUUUGUUAAUGAAUAUGCAGUGAACUAGAAUUUAGUUAAUUAGAUAAUUAUUUAUUUAUCUUUUUCUUUUUAAUCUUAAUUUUGGUUUUGAUCAAAUUGAUUUGCGUUUAAAUUUGCAACAAUCUUUGUGUGUUUUGAAUGCCUACUUUUCGUCCUGCUGUAGAAGUUGCCUAGAAAGACUGAGAAGAGCGGAGUGCUUUUAAAGUGCAGGGCUUCUGUAUGAUUAACCUUGUUGCAUCUGCUUUCUCUAUCUUUGAAUCACAUGCUGAGUCAUCAAAUUGUGAAAAGAAGGGAAUUUAUUUGAGACGUAAUGGGUGGACAGCAGCUUUGAAGAAGGUUCUGGCUGCUGUCUCAAUGAGGAGAUUUCAUGAGUGUAUACUAAGAUCCAGUAGGACUGGCAUCUCUAGCUCAUCUAGUGACAUAUGGCUUCUAGGUGUAUGCUAUAAAGUGGUACAAGAUGACUCAACCGAAGAUUCUGCUACUAACAAUGGAUUAGCAGAGUUUGAGCAAGAUUUUUCAUCAAGAAUUUUAAUAACAUAUCGUAAAGGUUUCAAUGCUAUUGGAGACUCAAAUUAUACCAGUGAUGUCAACUGGGGAUGCAUGCUUCGGAGUAGUCAGAUGCUUGUUGCUCAAGCUUUACUUUUUCAUAGAUUAGGAAGAUCUUGGAGGAAACCUUUGCACAAGCCUUUUGAACAAGAGUAUAUAGAGAUCUUGCAUCUGUUUGGUGAUUCUGAAGCAUCCAGUUUUUCUAUCCACAAUCUUCUUCAAGCUGGGAAGGCAUAUGGCCUCACUAUUGGAUCAUGGGUAGGCCCUUAUGCUAUGUGUCGCACAUGGGAAACUCUAGUUCGAUUUAAGAGGGAGGAAGAUGACUAUGAGGAUCAGCUGCUUCCCAUGGCCGUUUACGUUGUUUCUGGAGAUGAAGAUGGGGAGCGAGGUGGAGCCCCAGUUCUGUGCAUUGAAGAUGCCUCUAGACAUUGUUUUGAGUUCUCAAGAGGUCGAGCUGAUUGGAUGCCUAUUCUUUUAUUGGUUCCAUUAGUACUCGGACUUGAAAAAGUCAAUCCCAGGUACAUUCCAUCAUUACGGGCAACAUUCGCAUUUCCCCAAAGCCUUGGCAUAAUGGGUGGAAGACCUGGUGCAUCAACUUACAUUGUUGGUGUGCAAGAUGAGAAAGCAUACUACCUGGAUCCACAUGAAGUAAAGCCAGUGAUUGAUAUUAAUAGGGAUGAUUUAGAGGCUGAUACUACAUCUUAUCACUGCAAUGUCAUACCGCACAUGCCCCUAGACUUGAUUGAUCCAUCCUUGGCCAUUGGAUUUUACUGUCGAGACAAAGAUGAUUUUGAUGAUUUUUGUUUUCGAGCGUCCAAGUUGGCAGAGGAAUCAAAAGGUGCUCCAUUAUUUACAGUGAGUCAAAUACAGAAUUCGCCCAAGCCGGUUAGUCACAACAAUGUGUUAUGCAAUAGUAGUGGGUUUCGGGAGGAUGAUUUAUUUGAUGUGCUGGCUAUGAAUGAUGAGGAGGGCAAUGCACAUGAAGAUGGCUGGCAACUUCUAUGAGAAUAAGCUCAUAAGUUAUUGGAUUUGCUCUCCCUGAUCUUGACUGAAGUUCUGCGAUCUUGUUUAUAUGGUCCAUUACUUAAAAGAGUUUGCUUCUCACAUUUGUUAUUACCAAAAAAAAAAAAAAAAAAAAAAGGUUUCAUAAAUUAUGAUUUUUUAUAUUACAAAUUAUUAACUAAUGAUUGUAAUAUACACUUCAGACUGUCUACCAUGUCCUGCGGAAUCAUAGCCUACUCUCACCGGUAGAGUUGUAAAAUACGGACACCGGCAUGAGCAAAACAUGAUAAAAAUUUGGCAUGAAAGGCACUCGUAGAUUUAACUACGUGUAAGGUUCUUCCUCAA
Messenger RNA from Ziziphus jujuba (common jujube), 1956 nucleotides. Its product is annotated as cysteine protease ATG4. Gene Ontology annotation, molecular function: protein-phosphatidylethanolamide deconjugating activity. NCBI's taxonomy places the organism in Eukaryota, Viridiplantae, Streptophyta, Magnoliopsida, Rosales, Rhamnaceae. The coding region runs from base 283 to 1614 and encodes 443 amino acids. The transcript is spliced from 9 exons. The record is from RefSeq and is a predicted model, not a curated record.